GAACACAAGGCGGAGGAGGGGCAAGACGCCGUCGCGUCCGCCAUCAUGACCCAUCUCUUUGUGGAGGCCCGACGGCAGUGGGAUGCGGUGUCCUCGGCACCGCCGCCAUCAGCCUUGCCAUCGCCGCCUUUGCCGCCGCCUGUCAGCCCAGGUCAGUCGUCGGCCCACGUGCCUGACCGGCCGCCGAAGACCUUCUCGGCGUGGAACCAGCAAGUCAAGGCCUAUGAGGACCGCCUGCUCGACGGCAAGCGCCGCACAUUUCCGGUGCAGGAGCUACUGGGCGCCGAGGAGAUACUCGCCAGGAUGUGGUUCGAGCACACGGUCUCGAAGAUGUACACGCCGGUCACCUUGGGAGAGAUCGUGUCGCGCCGCACAUGGACGCCGGGAAGAGUUCUCAACCCGCUUGCGGCGAACAGAGCCUCGGCCGCCGCCAGCUCCAAGGCACUGCGCUUUGAUCACGGCGCGCUUGUGCAAGAGGAGCCGGCGGAAUGGUCUCCCAAGGGCCUCUUCUCGACGAUCGACGGGGCCAAUGCAGCCAGGUGGGCGUGGACCCUUCUAGGCAUCGGCGAGGAGGACGACGUGAUGAAGUACGCCGACUGGUUCGUGGCGAAGGCGCGGGCGCACUCGGAGAUGGUGCCGGCGAUCCAGGCCUUCUGGCACAAGACGGCGUGGACAUUGGCCAUGGCGCUGCGGAACAGCACGUCCUUCGGCGAGGCCACCAAGCACAUCAGGUGGCAGGAGGUCAUCCUGACGCAGGCCCCGCCGCCCCGCCGCCAGCCGCAGAUUGCCACAGCAGCGGCGCCCGCCGACACGACGGAGGAGAACGAGGACCAGGACCCGACGUGGUGGGGCAUGGGCGGAGGCCGCAAGCGCCGUCGCGGCGGCAAGGCACGCGGCAAAGGGCGCGGCGGCAAGGACAAACAGCAGCAGUCCGACAGGGGAGGCGACGGGAAGAACGCCGCAUACCAGGGAUGGUGGAGCCAGAAGGACGGCGGCAAGAAGGCGAACCAGGACUGGUGGGGCCAGCCCGCCGGCGGCGGCAAGCAGCAGCACUACGACGACCAGACCCGCCCUUGGAGGGCCCAGGUACCCGACCCACCGCCGCCGAAGAAGAUCAGGCUCUCCAGCCGGACGCCGAGGGGCGACGAAGUCAUUGUGCUGUCGGCGUUCGACGGGAUGGGGGCCGGCCCUUGGCUGGUAUGGGACCUCAUCGGCGAACCCAGGGCCACACUGGCCUGGGAGGUGGACCGCGCCGCCAUCCAGGUCGCCGACUACAACAUACCCGGGAUCCACCACCGCGGCGACAUCACGGAGGACUCCCCCAAGGAGACGGCGAAGAAGAUCGCCGAGCUCGACCCGGAGGCAGGGUGCAUUAUCAUCUUCCUCGCGGCGCCGCCAUGCCAGGACUUUUCCCGCGUGGGGGACCGAGAGGGUCACGCCGGUAACCGAGGAUACCUCUUCAACUUCACGGCGGACUUCAUCGACGAGCUGCGGCCUUUGCUUGCGCCUCGCCGCUUUGGGGUGUUGGUCGAGAAUGUCGAGAUGACGCCGGCCGACGCAGCAGCAGCGACCAAGCGAUUGGGCUUCGAGCCGGUGUUCGCCGACGCGGCGGACUUUGGCUGGAUUGGGCGCCCACGGCUGUGGUGGACGUCGAUCGACUGGGAGGAGGUGACCACCGACGUUCAGCAGCGGUGGCUUUUGGACAGCGGCCAGUUUGCGCCGUGGCACUACCAGAGGGAGGCCAUGCUCGCCGACGACCAGGGGAAGCUGGUC
This is a messenger RNA of Symbiodinium necroappetens, 1773 nucleotides long. NCBI's taxonomy places the organism in Eukaryota, Dinophyceae, Suessiales, Symbiodiniaceae. The record is from the annotation of a GenBank genome assembly.